AUGUCGGUCUUAGGAGGAAUGCACCACACGUUAAUAGGGAGACUCGCGUCAAGUGGAGAACUUGAGCAGAAAAAUGAGAUUUUCGAUAUCUUCAACAGGGCUCGUCCGCUACCUAUGGAUUUGCUUUCGUUUUUAGGGCAUCUCCAGGACCGCCUUUGUUGUUCAGACGUUGUUUUUACGUUGGGAUUCGUGUUGCUAGACAAAAUUCUAAAGUCUUACCCAGCUUUUUCCCUCACAAAUAGGAAUAUACAUAGAAUCGUAUUCACCUCGGUGUCACUCGCUUUCAAAUUUUCAGAAGAUAUAACCUUUUCAAACGCCGCUUUGGCGAAAAUAGGGUUGGUGACUACAGAGGAGUUACUUAGACUAGAAGCUUCAUUUCUCGCGGCAAGUGAUUGGUGCAUUUGGAGCGAUGAAAUCUCAAAAAACUUAGAAGAAUAUCUGGACGUUUUUUCAAAAUUCGAGACCAAAAAAGAAGCGUCAAACUACGACAGCGACGAGUCGUCCACUGAAGAAACAUCAGGAAGCUUUGAAGACUUGAGCGAUUUUUCAGAGCUCAGCGCUUUCUUUACAUCUGAAAAUUCUUUAUUGUAA
Blepharisma stoltei is the source of this 591-nucleotide messenger RNA. Lineage: Eukaryota; Ciliophora; Heterotrichea; Heterotrichida; Blepharismidae. The record is from the annotation of a GenBank genome assembly.